AAAUAAAGCAUCCUACCAAAAACAUUUUGUAAAGAACUAGCCAAGUCUUUAUGGAGCUGCUUGUUUAUCUCUAAAUAGUAAUGAUAGGUAUCUACACUAAGCUAAGUACCUAAUUGUUUACUACGCUGGGUUUUUGCAAUGAGUAGUAUUACUUUACUCUUUGGAGUGUCGAUUUUUUAUGUACCUACUUAUAAGUGAUAGGUUAUUCCCCCUUUGGAUUUGGAUGGUACGGCAGUGUUUGAGUAUAGUGUCUGAAUGGAUGAUUGUGCCUCUACAUACUUAAAAAAAAAUAUAUAAGAGUUGCCAUUGUCACCUAAAGGUAUAUAUGUCAAUAAUAUUUGCAAAAGGAAAACUCGUCAGAAAGAAAACUAAAAAUUGAAUCACUGAAAGGAGGAUAGGAUAAGAUUGGUUUAAAUAAUAUGUGAUCGCUACGUUUAUUGUGAAAGUUAAAUCAUGGCUCUGAAUUUGGAGAGCUGUGACAGUUUGCCUCCAGAUGAGGAGCCAAAGUUGAAAUACGAUAGAAUGGGUAAUGAUGUGCAAAACAUCCUACAGAAGGAUGCAGUGAGCUGUAUCUGUGUUCAUACAAAGUUCAUUUGUCUUGGCACGCAAUGGGGGGUGAUACACCUGCUGGACCACGAAGGAAAUACUGUGCCAAUUUCACAAGACGGGAAGGAUAAGGAGUUGCGAGCUCACGCUAUCGCCGUGAACAAGAUUUCCGUGGAUCUGAACGGAGACUACAUCGCUAGCUGUUCUGAUGAUGGGAAAGUGCUUGUGUACGGACUCUACUCGAGUGAUAAUGCCCACAGCUUGCCUCUCGGAAGAGUGAUCAAAUCUGUGGCAUUAGAUCCAUUAUACUUUAAAUCAGGUUCUGGAAGAAGAUUCCUCACUGGUGACACUAAACUCACACUAUACGAAAAGACAUUUCUGAACCGCAUCCGUAGUACUGUGCUGUUUGAAUGUGAAGGCUACGUGCAGGCCAUCUCCUGGCAUGACCGCUUCAUAGCUUGGGCCAGUGAGGUUGGUGUCCGGGUCUACGACCUCCAAGCAAGAUGCUCCCUAGGUCUCAUCCAGUGGGAAAAGUGUCCCAACAGAUCUAUUGAGGAUUACCGCUGCAAUCUACUGUGGUCAGCCCCCAAGACUUUAAUGAUUGGUUGGGUUGACACUGUUCGGAUAUGUGUUAUAAGAAAGCGUAGUCAAAUUGAGCUUCAGACCAGAGAUGUCACUGAGUACUUAGUAGAUCCUGUAUAUACCUUCCAGACAGACUAUUAUAUUAGUGGACUAGGCCCGCUGGAGGACCAGCUGGUAUUGCUAGGAGUGCCAAAGGAUUAUGAUCCUGAGACAGGCAAGGCCCAGCGGCCGGUUCUGAUGGUCGCUGAUUACAAAGAUUGUGAAUUUUGUGAAGUGUCCACUGACUUCCUCAAUAUUCGGGGUUAUGAAGAAUACUCUUGUAAUGACUACUUUCUAGAUAUGCUCAUUGAAGAAAAUAGAUUUUUUAUUGUAUCUCCUAAAGAUAUACUUGUAGCUAGUCCCUAUGAUAUUGAUGAAAAAAUAACCUGGCUCACAGAACACAGCAGAUUUGACAAAGCCAUGGCGGUGCUGGAGGAAGUCGGAGGGAAGACUGCAAAGCACUCGUUAGUCAUUGUUGGAGUGCAAUAUUUGGACCAUUUAUUAUCAGAGCACCUGUUUGAGGAGGCGGCCAUCCUCUGCGCCCGCAUUUGCAAGAAUGACAAGGCCUUGUGGGAAAACCAAAUUGUAAAGUUUGCUGAAGUCAAUCAGCUCAGGGCUAUCAGCCCCUAUGUACCUAAAAAUCCGGAGCAGUGCUUGAGCCCACACAUUUAUGAACUUAUUUUUUAUGAGUUCUUAAAAGUGGAUCCACAAGGAUUCCUCAGGCUGGUGAAGGAUUGGAAUCACAGGCUGUACAACACAGGGGUUAUUAUAAAAGGGGUGCUGGAUCACUUGCUGACGACAGAAGUGGACAAAAACACUUACCUGGAGGCCUUAGCCAUGCUGUAUUGCUAUCAGAGGAAAUAUGACAAAGCCCUCAAUGCAUACCUCAAGCUUCAGCAUAAAGAUGUAUUCAAACUCAUUUCCGAUUACAAAAUGUAUAAUGUGAUUCAUGACAAAAUAUUAGACUUAAUGACCUUGGACUGCAAUGAAGCAAUAUCCUUGCUUCUGGAAAAUAAAAUUCCAGUUGAAGUGGUUGAGAAGCAGCUGGAGAAACAUGACUACUUGUUGUUCCAGUACCUGCAUGCUUACAGUAAGAGGGAACCCAAUGGCAAGUAUCACGGGAAACUGGUGAAGCUCUAUGCCAAGUAUGAUAAAGAGAAACUUCUGCCGUUCCUCAAGUGCAGUGACAACUAUCCCAUCCAGGAGGCACUGGAUGUGUGUCAGAGCAAUGAGUUCUAUCCAGAAAUGGUGUUUCUGCUUGGUCGCAUCGGCAACACUAGAGAAGCUUUGCAGAUCAUCAUCGAGCAGCUCCACGACAUCAAGCAAGCCAUCAACUUCUGCCAGGAGCACAACGACAAGGAGCUCUGGACGGAUCUCAUCAAGCAAACUGUAGACAAACCCGAGUAUGUCACAUUGCUCUUGAAAAGGAUAGGGAACUAUGUGGACCCUCGGAUGUUAAUACAGAACAUUAAGUCUGGAUGUGAAAUCAAAGACUUGAAGGACUCUCUGGCGAAGAUGAUGUGUGAUUACAGGCUCCAGCUAUCAGUGCAGGAGGCCUGCAAAGUGAUCACACUGCGGAAUUUCUUUGAGAUUCAUGAGAAGCUCAUUAUCGGUCAGCGGAGAGGAAUCUCAGUGACUGAUGAUUUCCUGUGUUGUGUUUGUCAAGGUCGCAUUAUUUUCAAGGACUUGUCUAAUGCUUCAAACCUAAAAGUGUAUAAUUGCAGGCAUUCAUUUCACAUAGAAUGCUUGCCUGAAGGUGCGGAGUCCAAUAGUUGUCCUGUAUGUAGUGCGGUCAGGAUGUGACGUACAGACAGUGAGCUCAAUAUUUGUUCUUAAGUGGUAGAGACUUGAACAAUUUGAAUAAUAUUUUUACAUGUAACUAGUGAUAACAAAUUAUAACGACCUAUUUAUUAAUUGCCAUUGGUUGAACUAAUUGAUGAGGUUUAAUUGAUAACACUAUUUGGUGCUUUUAUAAUAAAGUGGCUUUUGUAUUAUU
Messenger RNA from Amyelois transitella, 3163 nucleotides. RefSeq names its product vacuolar protein sorting-associated protein 41 homolog (gene lt). Lineage: Eukaryota; Metazoa; Arthropoda; Insecta; Lepidoptera; Pyralidae. The record is from RefSeq and is a predicted model, not a curated record. Gene Ontology annotation, biological process: vesicle-mediated transport; cellular response to starvation; protein targeting to vacuole. Gene Ontology annotation, cellular component: late endosome; HOPS complex. The transcript has 2 exons. The coding region runs from base 454 to 2970 and encodes 838 amino acids. Gene Ontology annotation, molecular function: protein binding.